Psilocybe cubensis is the source of this 1038-nucleotide messenger RNA. RefSeq lists its product as uncharacterized. Lineage: Eukaryota; Fungi; Basidiomycota; Agaricomycetes; Agaricales; Agrocybaceae. The coding region runs from base 1 to 1038 and encodes 345 amino acids. The record is from RefSeq and is a predicted model, not a curated record. The transcript has 3 exons.
AUGGCUGGUGUUUACCUCCCCGAUACCGCUCUUGCAACUGUUUCUCUCAACAAAGACGUUUUCACAUAUGCGCAGACUACCCAAGGGGCUAUCAUCGAGUGCCAAGGUGCUCUUGAAGUCCCAAUUGGCACCCAGAACGUCGACAUCUACAUGUAUGACCACCAGAAUCAUGUCGUCUCUCGUUAUCAAGGCAGCGUUGAGAGGCCUAACGCGCCCAAGUUGUACACCCCUUUGGCAGCGUCCGUCAUCUCUUCUACCAAGUACGUCUUUUAUGUUGACGACACCAAUACCCUUCGUGGCGUUAAAUCUCCCAACUGGGCACAAGAAGCCGGGCUUGCUACAUUAGCCAUACGUGUAGCUGCGUAUUCCCAACUCACCGCGACAACCAUUGCGGAAAAUGGCUUCCAGGCCAUUUGCCUCUAUUAUCAAUCUCCCCGACGUGAUGCCGGUAUUGAGAUGGUCAGCUUCACAACCAAGACGAACCAGUGGGUCAAAGGCAUACCGGAUAUGACACCCAUCCCUCCUCCCCCUCCCCCUCCUCCCCCGCGUGUCGUUGACCCUCCACUCUACGGCACAUCACUAUGUGCAGUUAAAGUGAGACCUGGAAUUUCGGUAAUUCCCAAUAGCAAGAUGCCUGUCGUAUACCUGCAAUGGGACACACUUGCGCUUGCACAUUCUCAAGAAGCUAUGGUUGAGACAAUUCGGACUUUAGACCUCAAAUUCGCACCCCACACUAGUCUCGCCAUUGUCGACGAUGGAGCCCUGCUCUAUUGCUUCUAUACGUCGUCUCAGAACAACCACAUCAAGAUGAUCACCAUCAAGGACUACAAGGCAUCUGCCCCUGUCGUUUUGGGGACGCCUACACCAAGAAGCACAAUCGCUGCCGUACUUCCUACCCAAGACCGGAUCGUUCUCUUUUACCAAGCUUUGAACUUCAGCGUUGGGGCUGUCGAGUUGAAGGGUCUGACGCUUGUUAGAGACCAAGGAACAAAGCAGUUUGCGCCCCUCCCAAACUCUGAGCCGGCGUCUCUUGCUUAG